Fusarium odoratissimum NRRL 54006 is the source of this 2093-nucleotide messenger RNA. RefSeq lists its product as uncharacterized. NCBI's taxonomy places the organism in Eukaryota, Fungi, Ascomycota, Sordariomycetes, Hypocreales, Nectriaceae. The record is from RefSeq and is a predicted model, not a curated record. Gene Ontology annotation, cellular component: nucleus; cytoplasm; proteasome regulatory particle, lid subcomplex. The transcript has 4 exons. Gene Ontology annotation, molecular function: ubiquitin binding; proteasome binding; endopeptidase activator activity. Gene Ontology annotation, biological process: ubiquitin-dependent protein catabolic process. Bases 677 to 1846 code for a protein of 389 amino acids.
CACAAGUGCUUGUUGUUUCGUCAAACGGCGGGUCUUGAGUCCGCCUCCGAAACACGGACCAAUUUGUCUCAUCAUAGAAGUUUGAAAAGGGAGAAAGAGUAGGUGAGGUUUAAAACAGUUCAAUACAUACCCAACAAUGUAAGAGCGGGUGCUCAACCAGCUGUUGAGCACUGAUUUCAGGUGUCAGUGUCCAUGGUGCGGAAAAGAGAGGCACAAGAAAACUAUGAGGCCAGGGACAUACCGGUAAGCCCAGCAUCGGAAACGAGAUCGGUGAAGCCCAUUUUGAAGGAUGUGAAAAGUCAAGUCGGAAAGAAGAGAAAGGUCGGGUAUUUGUAGAGCUGGGAGAGAUGUGAGAAGGAAAAUGGGUUGUCUGGUCGAUGUCCAGGUGGGGUUUAUGAGAUUUUUCACCUAAUCUGCUUUGACUGGGGCUCACUACUAAAUGCUAAGUGAGGGGCGGAAAAAGUGACGGAUUAAUUCUCUCCGCUAGCCGGUCUACGAGCGUCAUUGAGCUAAGGUGCAGGUGGGUCCGAGCUUCCUAUCUUAGGUAACUCCAUUCUAUAUAUCACAGCUGGACGACGUAAGAGCUUCUGCCGCCUUGUGAAUCAAGUCGUUGUAUAACCUUUUCCCAACACACCACAGUUUUCUCUCUUCCGGCACAUAUCCAAAAUUUCCGAACAUGCCAAUCUCACCAAUUAUCACCUUCAAAGCGGGCCAGUGCGAGGUUGAUGCCUCCUCCAAGCCUUACAAGGUGAAGCCGCAGCCUGAGCCGGGCUAUAUCUACCUAUACUCUGAAGAUGAUCUCGUGCAUUUCUGCUGGCGCAAGCGAAGCGAACCCCUCGACAACCCCGAACUUGACCUGAUCAUGGUCCCUGGCGAUGGCAGCUUCACUCCUCACGAAUACACAUCGUCUUCCGAGCCCACCUCCAAGACCAACGGCCGUAUCUUCGUCCUCAAGUUUACUUCUUCAUCCCAACGAUAUCUCUUCUGGCUUCAGUCGAAGCCUCAGGGCGAAGACGGAGAUCCUGCCUACUACAGCCCCCGUGAUCGCAAGAUUGGCGAAAUAGUCCAUCAACUACUACAGGGUGAGGAGGUGGAUGUCGCUGAGGAAUUGUCAGCUCUCCGUAACAACGAUAACCAACCCGACGACGAGGAUGAGACCAUGGAAGACGCCGAUACCCACCGUGCACCUCGAGGAAGCGGCAGCGGAGGUGCAGGACCUGACGCUACGGGUGGAGAUGUUCGAGAGGAGGGCGAGGGCUCACGAGAGGGCGGAGCUGAUGGUGCUAGAGCGGCCUCUUCAUCUGCCCCUGAUGCCGAUGCUGCUGCCGCUGUGAAGAGCUUUUUGGACAGCCUUCGAGGCCCGUCAGGGCUCUCUGGUGGACAGCAGCAGCAAACCACCGACAAGGCAUACCCUCAUCUCAACCACCUACUUCCCACUUCCAUCACAAUACCUAUGGUUGACUCGGCUCCCGAAGAGUUCACAGACACAUUGAUCAGCCUUCUCCCUCCUACUGUUAUUGUCCUUGCAAGUGGCUCAACAGAUUCUGUUGAUGGGAAAUUGGAGCCGUCAGCUUCGGCUGUGGAGGAUGCCAAAGCCUCAUUAUCCCUGGACGACAAGCGGACGCUGUUGAAGAAGGUUCUGAGAAGUCCCCAGUUCAACCAAGCCCUGGCAAGUCUCACAAUGGCCAUACGGGAUGGUGGUUUGCCAAGCAUUGCGGAUGCUCUUGGUGUAAAGGUCCAAGAUGGAGGAUACCUAAGAGGCAGCGGCAUGCCUUUGGGUGGUGGCCAAGCUAUUGAAGCAUUCGUGAAUGGCGUUAAGAAGACAGUCGAGGACGAGAAGAAAUGAAAUAGCGAUGCAUUCUCGCGAGGUAUAUUCUCGACUGUGGGCUUGCGUUCUCUAAUGACACGAAGAAAGAAGCAAUACUUGAGAUAUAUUGAUGAAGGUCAAUACCUGGUAGGCAACGUGCAGCAUCAAAUGGGUUUUAGAGAUUAGACCACUUGUCCCAAUCUCUGUUUGUGAUUUCAGAAGUAAAAUAGAUCCAUGAUUUUAAGAUGGGUUGAAAUAUAAAUUUAAUACUCAUACUAUUGGGCUA